AUGAGCCCCCCAACCAUCGCCAUCGCCGGCUUCACGGGCAAAAUGGCCCGCCUCAUCACCGCCUCCCUCCUCUCCACCCACCCGCACGCCCUUAUCCACGGCAUCGCCCGCUCCCCCGAGAAAGUCCCCGCCGCCAUCAAAACCCACAAAAACGUCACCACCUUCGCCGCCUCCGCCACCGACCCCGCCGCCCUCCGCACCGCCCUCCGCGGCGCCUCCGUCUGCAUCUGCUGCUACCUCGGCGACGCCGCCCUCAUGCUCGACGGCCAGAAGCAGCUCAUCGACGCGUGCAUCGCGGAGCGCGUGCCGCGUUACAUCGCGUCGGACUGGUCGCUGGACUUCCGCCCGCUGGCGCUCGGCGAGCACCCGGCGAAGGACCCGAUGAAGCACGUGCAGGCGUACCUCGAAGAGAAGGAGCGGGAGGGGAAGAUCAAGGGCGUGCAUGUGCUGAAUGGGGCGUUUAUGGAGGUUGUUUGGGCGCGCUUCACAGGGUUUGUGGAUGUGGAGCGGGACGCGUUUUUUGCGUGGGGCACGGGGGAUGAGAAGAUCGAGGUGGCGGCGAUGGGGGAUGUGGCGGCGUGGACGGCGGGGGUGGCGGUGGAUGGGGGGGCGAGUGGGUUUUUGAAUUUUUUGGGGGAUAGGAAGUCGGUGAAAGAGUUGGCGAAGCUGUAUGAGGAUGUCUAUGGCGUGACGCCUACGAUUGAGAAUAAGGGCACGCUUGAGGAGCUUGAGGUUGCUAAAAAGGCGGCGUUCGAGGCAGAUCCGGGCAAUUAUAAUGUGUGGAGGGGGUUGUUUUAUCAGCUUGUUAUGCUCAGUGGUAAGACUAACUUGGGUCCGUUGGAUAAUAAGCGCUAUCCGAUGGUUGAGCCGAAGAAUGUGGAGGCUUUCUUAAAAGAGCAUACAAAAGAGUCGGUCGGGAAGAGCAUCUUCUUCUUCUGAGUAUAUAAAGUUUCUGGACGCAACGGCCUCGUGCAUUUGUACUAUGGAUUGCUUCUUUAAAUCC
Mytilinidion resinicola is the source of this 1003-nucleotide messenger RNA. RefSeq names its product NAD(P)-binding protein. The record is from RefSeq and is a predicted model, not a curated record. NCBI's taxonomy places the organism in Eukaryota, Fungi, Ascomycota, Dothideomycetes, Mytilinidiales, Mytilinidiaceae. The coding region runs from base 1 to 939 and encodes 312 amino acids. The transcript is spliced from 2 exons.